Messenger RNA from Micromonas commoda, 1398 nucleotides. RefSeq lists its product with no specific name. The transcript has a single exon. The record is from RefSeq and is a predicted model, not a curated record. Bases 1 to 1398 code for a protein of 465 amino acids. Lineage: Eukaryota; Viridiplantae; Chlorophyta; Mamiellophyceae; Mamiellales; Mamiellaceae.
AUGGUGAUCGGGGCGUAUGGGGACGACGACAAGGGAUCCGACAGCGGGUUGGCGUACGUGUUCACGCGCAACACCGCCGGCGACCUCGCCUCGGGCUGGACGCAGGUUGCCAAGCUGACCGCGAGCGACGGCGCUGCGGGUGACCAGUUCGGCCAAAGCGUGUCGAUCGACGGCGACACGGUGGUGAUCGGGGCGUGGAGGGACGACGACAAAGGAUCCGAGAGCGGGUCGGCGUACGUGUUCACGCGCGUCACCGCCGGCGACCUCGCCUCCGACUGGACGCAGGUUGCCAAGCUGACCGCGAGCGACGGCGCUGGGUAUAACUACUUCGGCAUCAGCGUGUCGAUCGACGGCGACACGAUGGUCAUCGGGGCGAAUUAUGACGACGACAAUGGCAUCGAAAGUGGGUCGGCGUACGUGUUCACGCGCAACACCGCCGGCGACCUCGCCUCGGGCUGGACGCAGGUUGCCAAGCUGACCGCGAGCGACGGCGCUCAUUAUGACAACUUCGGCUACAGCGUGUCGAUCGACGGAGACACGGUGGUGAUCGGAGCGCGUUAUGACGACGACAAGGGAUCCAACAGCGGGUCGGCGUACGUGUUCACGCGCAACACCGCCGGAGACCUCGCCUCCGGCUGGACGCAGGUUGCCAAGCUGACCUCGAGCGACGGCGCUGCAAAUGACAGGUUCGGCAGGAGCGUGUCGAUCGACGGCGACACGGUGGUGAUCGGGGCGUAUGCGGACGAUGACGAUGGAACCGACAGCGGGUCGGCGUAUGUGUUCACGCGUGACACCGCCGGCGACCUCGCCUCCGGCUGGACGCAGGUUGCCAAGCUGACUGCGGACGACGGCGCAGCGGGUGACAACUUCGGCUGGAGCGUGUCGAUCGACGGCGACACGGUGGUGAUCGGGUCCCAAAGAGACGCCGACAAUGGCAUCGAAAGUGGGUCGGCGUACGUGUUCACGCGCGACACCGCCGGCGACCUCGCCUCCAGCUGGACGCAGUUUGCCAAGCUGACCGCGUACGACGGCGCUGGGUAUGACUACUUCGGCUGGAGCGUAUCGAUCGACGGCGACACGAUGGUCAUCGGGGCGUAUAGGGACUCCCAUAUCGCGAAUGACGUGGGGUCGGCGUAUGUGUUCGAAUUCGCACUGACGCCUGGCUCGUGCUCGGUGUCUGCGCCGCCCCGAAACGGCAACGGCAACGACUGCGUCUUUCCCCUCGCGCACGGAGAGGCGUGCACGCCCGUGUGCGACCACGGUUUCACCGCCGUUACUGCGUCGGCGGGGUGCGUCAACGGGAACUUAUUCCCCGGGGAAUGUCGGUGCUCCCGAGGGUAUCCCAGGUCCUAUCACGGCAACUGGCCGUGCAGCAUCGAGAAGAGGAUGGAGCUCUGA